CGUCCCUGCCUCCUGCCUCCUGCCGGAGCAUCCUCGGCUUGGGCGGCAGACGCAGCCGCCGCCGCCGCCUCCUCCUCCUCUCGCCACCGCCUCCACCGUCUCCUCUCCCCUCUCGUCCUCCUUCCUCCCCCAGUUCCUGCUCCUCCUCCCGUCCGCGGCGGCGAAGGGCAGAACCCUCAGCAGCGGCUGCCUGCGCUUGGGCCGCCAAGAGCCUGGAACAGUUUGGUAUUCCAGCCCAUCUGAGCUUGUUUUGAAUCUCAGCUUUGUUCUUCAACGUAUUUGAUAUCCCUGCCAGCUUUGGGUCAUCUUCAGACGUGACUCAAAUCCAGGCCAGCUGUAUGGCUGUCUGAGGUGUUGGAACAGAAGGAGGUCCAUUCCUGUUGGUGACAACACUGUGGCCCUGUUCUGGGAUGACUGAGGUAUAAAGGAGCUGUGCAAUCAGUCAUAAGUGAAAAUGUCUGACAGUUUGGAUAAUGAAGAGAAACCCCCAGCUCCCCCGCUGAGAAUGAACAGUAACAACCGAGAUUCUUCGGCACUCAACCACAGCUCCAAACCACUUCCCAUGGCCCCUGAAGAGAAGAAUAAGAAAGCCAGGCUUCGCUCUAUCUUCCCAGGAGGAGGGGAUAAAACCAAUAAGAAGAAGGAGAAAGAACGCCCAGAGAUCUCUCUUCCUUCAGACUUUGAACAUACGAUUCAUGUGGGGUUUGACGCAGUCACCGGGGAGUUCACUGGGAUCCCUGAGCAGUGGGCACGGUUACUCCAAACCUCCAACAUAACAAAACUGGAACAGAAGAAGAACCCACAAGCUGUUCUCGAUGUUCUCAAAUUCUAUGAUUCCAAAGAAACAGUCAACAACCAGAAAUACAUGAGCUUUACAUCAGGAGAUAAAAGCGCACAUGGAUACAUAACCGCCCAUCCCUCGAGUACAAAAACAGCAUCAGAGCCGCCUUUGGCUCCUCCUGUGUCUGAAGAAGAAGAUGAAGAAGAAGAAGAAGAAGAUGAUGACAAUGAGCCCCCACCAGUCAUUGCACCAAGACCUGAGCAUACAAAAUCAAUCUACACCCGCUCUGUGCUGGAAUCCAUAGCUUCACCAGCAGCACCAAAUAAAGAGGCCACACCACCUUCUGCUGAGAAUGCCAAUUCCAGUACUUUGUAUAGAAACACAGAUCGGCAACGGAAAAAAUCCAAGAUGACAGACGAGGAGAUCCUAGAAAAGCUAAGAAGCAUUGUGAGUGUCGGUGACCCAAAGAAAAAAUACACAAGAUUUGAAAAAAUAGGUCAAGGGGCAUCAGGUACUGUUUACACAGCGCUAGACAUUGCCACAGGACAAGAGGUGGCCAUAAAGCAGAUGAACCUUCAACAGCAGCCCAAAAAGGAAUUAAUUAUUAAUGAAAUUCUGGUCAUGAGGGAAAAUAAGAACCCCAAUAUUGUUAAUUAUUUAGAUAGCUACUUAGUGGGUGACGAACUAUGGGUAGUCAUGGAAUACUUGGCUGGUGGCUCUCUGACUGAUGUGGUCACAGAGACCUGUAUGGAUGAAGGCCAGAUAGCAGCUGUCUGCAGAGAGUGCCUCCAAGCUUUGGAUUUUUUGCACUCAAACCAAGUGAUCCAUAGAGACAUAAAGAGUGACAAUAUUCUUCUUGGGAUGGAUGGCUCUGUUAAAUUGACUGAUUUUGGGUUCUGUGCCCAGAUCACCCCCGAGCAAAGUAAACGGAGCACUAUGGUGGGAACUCCCUAUUGGAUGGCACCUGAGGUUGUAACUCGAAAAGCUUAUGGUCCGAAAGUCGAUAUCUGGUCUCUGGGGAUUAUGGCAAUUGAAAUGGUGGAAGGUGAACCCCCUUACCUUAAUGAAAAUCCACUCAGGGCAUUAUAUCUGAUAGCCACUAAUGGAACCCCAGAGCUCCAGAAUCCUGAGAGACUGUCAGCUGUGUUCCGUGACUUUUUAAAUCGCUGUCUUGAGAUGGAUGUGGACAGGCGAGGAUCUGCCAAGGAGCUUUUGCAGGUGCUCUUGGCCGGAGGUAAUUCUCUACAUAACUAUGCAAUUAUUUCCAUGGCAUUUGCUACUCUAAUGCUUUACUGGUCAAAGCCCCUUUGCUUGUGAUGCCAAAUGGCAGGCACCUGCUUGCCUGGGUGAGUACCAUCCAGUGGUGAGUGCCUCUGUAACCAUUUGUCCUUUUCAUGGCUCUCAGGGAUUAGUCUAUCUGAUGAUCAUUAGUACCAAUGGUGGACCACAUUCUUUACACACAUUAUCUCAUUGAAUUCUUUAAACAACUCUAUAGGGUAGGUGUGAUUAUCUCCUGUUACAGAUGAAGAAAUUGUGUUUUACACAGCCAUCGAGUGACAGAACUGAGAUCUGAGCCCUAGAUUGUCUGACUCUCCCCCACACAAACAUACAAACGGAUUUAGAGACAAAAAUAUAUACUUCUAUUGAUAAAGUAACACAUGCCUGGGACUACACAUACAACUUCAGUGCUGAGGACUGUUCCUCCGGGACGUGUAUCAAGCCCUGUAACAUCUAAGAAAAGUGACUUUGAACACUUAAUCCAGUUAAACAAAAGGUGCAACAUUUGGUUAUCUAGUGUGGUACCCACAGACUCAGUCUGCUCCAGGCAAAAAAGAAAGAAAGAAAAUAAUUCCUAUUGCUCCUGAACCCCCCUCCAGAGAUGGAGAGCUACACCCUAGUCAAAAUACCCCACCCCAACCCAAAUCACACCUGGGAUAAACUGAUUUCCAGGAAUCAAAGAGGCUACACCUCCCUUUUCUGCUGUGAGCAUUUCACAGGCUUCCCUAGGGUUUAGAAUUUCAAAUCUGCAAUGGUUCUUUGGUAAUCCUCUAUUUAACCCAGUUUCAAAUUACAGAUGAAAAACCUGAACUUUGGAGUGCCUCGCUCCCACAUCUCUUCACCCCCUCCCACCACCCACGUACACAUCCUGAUACUCAUUCCAAGGAUAAGUGAUGAGACAGGUUCUCAAUGUAGCUAUACAGCUAGGUAGAUCAUUAACUCAGCUACCUAGUUACUUCCUUCCCCGACAGUUCUUUGAUCUAAAGCAGUCAGAUAAGUAACGCAAAACUAUAUUUGGAGUCUAAAUUGAAUCAUUUAUUUGUUGCCUCUUUUCAUUUUACACAUUACCAAUAUCCUGCAUAUUGCCUGAAGUCCAUAUAAUGCUAUUCUCUGACUCUAGCCUAUAACUGCCCAUAUCAGGGGCUAGAAAAGAGAGGGAUGCAUGACAUUCACCCCCCUACACACACACACACACACACACACACCCAGAAGGCUUGAGAAAAGACACAGGUCUUCAGUAUUUAUGUGUAUUUCUGUAUGGCCCAAGUCAAGUCUCUGUCCAUCGAUUGAUAUAUUUUUGAGCAACUUCUAUUUGCAAGGCUCACUACAGUGGGUGAUACAGACCUUAGAGGCAUGAUUCCUACUCUCCAAAAGUUUAUAAUGUCCUUGGGUAUGUGGCAAAAAUAACCACAGGGUGUUUUAAAGACUCAUUCAAACCAAGUGGCUAUUCAAACAAUAAAUGCCAUGGUUGAUUAGAGAAAUGUUCCUAUGGGUUGUGGUGAUCAGAACCUAUCUGCAAAUGGGAAAGAGUUGUUCUGAGUCUUGAAGGACAGAGCAGGUUUAACUGGUUGAGGUAAACAGGGGAAGGGAUUUCAGAUGGAAGGAUUAUAGUGUGAGCAAAGCCAUGAAGGCAAAGUUUAAGUGAACAGAAAAUAAAGCAGACAGCCGAAGUAAACACAUCCAGUCAAGAGGCUGUAAGAGAUAGGGCCAUAGAGGGCCUUGAACACCAGGCUAUAGAAUUGGGGCUAUAGCCAGUGGUGAAACCCUGACCAUAUCUGAGCAACACAUGGUGAUAGUUUUGCUUAGGAAGGUGAAUCUGGUGGUAUGCAAUAAGAAUUAGCAACAGGAAAAAAUGGGAGCAGGAACAUCAGGGAGAAUUUAUGGUUAUAGUUGAGGGUUUGGUGAUUAGCCCUGAAGCAGGGAAGGCAAGAGAUAAUGGUAGAAGGCAUUGAGAAGAAAGGACUUGGUAGCUGCUUACAUGUAGAAUAUAAGAGAGAAGAAGACAAAAGUAAUUUCAGAAUAUCAAACCAAUGGCAGCAUGUAGGAAAAGCAGAAAUGAUGAAGGAUAAUACACUGGUUAACAUUUCUUUGCCUCUGUGUAGUUUACAAGGAACUGUCACUUAUUUACCUCACCUAACCAUUAUAAUAAGCAGAGGAGAGACUUGAACGUAGGUGCACAGAUUCCAAAGCAUCUGCAGCUUACAUCACACAAGAGUACCCUAUUUGGGAGACUUUUUAACAUAGCUCUUUAAAUGUUGGACUCAAGAGGACAGAAGGACAUUCAGAAGGAAAUACCCAGCAGGCAAUUGGAGAAAUAGGAGCAGACUUCAGGGAAGAGAUCAGGUCACACCAUAUUGGUUUGGGAGUCAUCCCCAUAAAGCUGAUGAAAGGUCCAAACCAUGAAAGAAAGUGAGCUCUCAGAGGAAUUAAGUUAGAAAAAGAACAUAAUGAGUACUGAGUGCUGGGAUCUGGGAGGUGGGAAGAGGAAAGGGAAGCAGGGAAGAAGAUAGAAGGGGAGGAGUCGGUGAGCAUACAUGUGGAAAAGAACCAGGAUGGGAGAAUAUUACAGGCCCCCAAUGAGGAAAACAUUUCAGAAAAGGAAGGGAUAUCCAUUUACAUUAAGUACUGCAGAGGAGCCAAAAGAGAAAUGGUGGAGGUGCAGCUACCGGGUUUAGCAGUUGAGAAACCAUUGGCUUCAGGGUCAGAGGCCACCAAAGACACGUUUUCAAGCACAAGAGCUGCUCCAGAUAAAUGCAUUUGUUUGAGAAAAUCAGAAAAUGAGACUGUUUACAAACAUAGUGACCCCUACUCUGAGUUCCUGGCUCUGCCAGUCAGCGGCCAGAGGAUUUCAUGACACCGAAUGACAAGGACAUCUGAAGGCCAAAAGUUGGCACCAUUUUUAAUCAAGUUGUGUUUAAUUGGCUGCUCAAGGUACACAUUUGAAUGAAAAAGGGCUGCUUGAGAAUGUAAGGUGAUAUACCUGUUGGAGGAAAGGAUUCCAGUAAUUCCUCUUCUUUUUCCCCCUCCUUUUGCAGCAUCCGUUUUUAAAAUUAGCCAAGCCUCUCUCCAGCCUGACUCCUCUGAUUAUUGCUGCAAAGGAAGCGAUUAAGAACAGCAGCCGCUAGGACUGCGAGCCUUACCCCACAGCAUCUCCCUCCUGAGUAAGACUGAACUGAUACUCUGCUGCAGGAAACAUGGAAGAAAAUACAGUCAAAGGGGGUGGGGAUCUUUAACUUUCAAAUGAAUAGAAACUUCUUAUAAGCCUUUUUCCUACUCCCUCAGAUUAUGUAAUUUAUUUGUAAGCCCGAAUCGCAGCCCGACCAGGGCAGCAAUGUCGACGUGGCCAGAAAGUGGUCACUUCUACCGUGAAGCGAAAGAGCCAGUAGUGAAUCCCCUCAUUUUGUGCAUUCACUUUGAAGAAAAAGAGGUUUCUCAAAGAUGCACACUCCCUCUUCAUAGUGUCGUGUUCGUUUUUAAGUUAGAGAAUAGUCCCUCUUGCAUUCGAACCUCCUUCAAAACUCCUUGCCCAAUGUGAUGUUUUUCACUUGCAUUGUCAUUAGAUGUCCAGGGGGAAAAAAAAAGAUGUCGAAAAAUUUUUUUUAAAAAGAAAAAAAAAAGAAAGUAAAACACAAAAAACCACACACAAAAAACACAAAAACAAAACGAAACAAAAAUUACCCCAGAGCAAGUACUGUGCGAACAUGUGGAAGUCCAUGCCCUAAUAGAGUUGCAAUUUUUUAUUCUUCUUCUAUAGUGGUGGCUUGGUUUGUGUGCCUUUUUUUUCUGCAUUUGUAUUGGAAAAGGUUUCUUUUAAGGCAUUUUUCCAAAAGCAGAGAGGAAUAUGUGUGUUCAGGAAGGGCUUUUCAAAACCGUCUAUCUAAAUAAAGCUCAAAUGGUGAAAUCCUGUCACAUUUUCACAACGAUGCUUCAGAGGUAGUUGAUGUAUCAUUUCUAGAAACUGGCUCAUUCAUCUUCAUGGCGCCUGACAAAGGACACAUUGAAAGUGGUGGUACUCCCAUUGGGUGGGUCCAGGUCCUCAACCUAGGAAAUCCCAACGGGAGAAACCAUUCUUAGACAAAGAUGGGACUUUCUCUGAGAGCCAAAAGGGAAGCAAGAUGAGUGUGUGACACAGAUCUUUGGUGGACAGAAGGAAACAAAGAUCAGGAGACCUAACUUAAUCCUCUCUUUUGCUUGUGAAAUAGGCACCUUUGGAGGAAACAGACCCCUUAGCCAAAAUUUGCUUACGAUCAGAAUCAUAUGACAAGUUAUAACAUUUUUUAAAUUUCUUAAAAGAACUGGGGAACAGAGAUAUUUCUAAGCAUCCAAACCUGUCAGAAACAAGGGAUCCAUGACAACUACAUCCCAAUCAACAUUUGGCUCUAAGUACUUGUUCCCAUUUUCCCUCUGUCUCAUCAAUUUCUGUUGCAGGAUAUAGUAUGGUCAGACUUUGUCCUUUCAGCUUUUGAAUUCCAAAACUGCAUUCAGAAAGAUCUGGAAAUUUUCCAGUGAAAAAUAAUUAGGAAAAAAAUAAAUAAAAAUAAUUAGGGUUUGUGAUCAUAUCCCAAGAAGUAUCAGCCCAAUCAUGUAGCUACUUCUUAACAAUUCAACAGUUGGCACUUCCUGAAUCUUCUAGAGUAGAAAAAUAUCUGGAGGGUGUCUGUGUAGAAAAAAUGGGUAUGCUUCUCUUUCAAAUGUAUUGUCAGUUUCAUAAACUCUGUAAAGUGGUUUCUCCAUGCCUUUGAGAAACAAUCUGUUCGAUAGAAGGCUUCUUGAUAGGUUCUAUUCAGAUUCUCAAUAUGUUACAUACCUACAUUCAGCAAGAAGGAGAAAGAGAUCGGUGGCCCGAGCCUCUCUUCUCUGCCAAGGUACAUCUGUCCAUUUAACCAUCCAUCUGUUCCUUAAAAGGCAAGCACUUUCUUUAGAGAGUUUCUGCUAACCAUAUAGUGCAUGUGUUUAUGUUUAGGAAAUGGCACCACUGGUGGAUUUCCUAUUUUCCUAUUGUUUUCUUUGACUAUAGAAAUAAAACUUUGGGAGGGCUUGACCCCCUAGAAAAUACCCACAGUGAGAUAAAACAACACAUGCAAAAAGAAGAUCAAAUGGUUACAUUCAUUUGAAGCAUGCUGUGUUAUACUUGGCAAAAAGGUGGUUGGGCCUGAAAUUUUGAAAGCCACACUGUUCUAAUGAGAGAGAGAGAGAGAGAGAGAGAGAGAGAGAGAGAGAGAGAACACUUAAAGUUAAAUGUUCUUUUUUUAAUGUUUCAUUCAUAGUGCCAGGGAAUUCAAUGAAAUAAUACCUGGGGUGUGAGUAGAAUUCAGUACACUAACUAUGCCCCUGCCAGUGGAGAGAAUCACAAAGCUGGUUGGGAAGCCCUAGUUGUUGAUUAGCGUCUCUUAUAUGUCUUAAAGGCCUUUUGGGUGGGGAGAGACCUGGAGCAGUGAUCCUGAGAUCACUGUAGACAGAAAAAUGGUUGCUCUUUUAUGCUUUCGGUUCUGCAUAUUACCAAUGAGGAGCCAGGUACUUCUUCCCCGCACCCACAUUGUACCAAGAUUUUAUGGUAAUAUAGUGCAGUAGGCUUUACUCUUACAAAUUUAUAUCUAUGUACAUUUUAAAAUGAGAAUAGCUUCUAAAACCCCUCCCCCACGUUGGAGAGUUAUGUAUAUUUCUAAUAAGUAUUAGCAAGAAGCUGUUUCUCCUGCCAAAAUGAUGCUGAAGGAUUCACAUUGGGUACACUUGAACAACUUGGACUCCAGGUGGUCGUUUAUUCCCUUUCUCUGGAUUUUUUUAAAGCUCAUCUUGACACAGAUGAAUCUAUCCAGAUCCUUAAAAUUGUUAGUGUGCCCAGAAAUAAUGAAGGCACGUUGUGGAGUGUUGAUGGCAAAAUGUCCUGAAAUAGGGAUGGGGCAGAGGGAAAGUCAGGGAAGGGUAAGAAGCACAGUAGAGAUUAUUUAUUUAAGAGAGAAGAAAACAUUAAUGUUGUAGCAAGGAUCCGGUGCGUUGUCAUAAUCCCAUGAGGAUUUUUGGAUGACACAAUCCCCCCAAAUCAGUCACCAUGUUGGGUAAUGACUUCGUUCUUGCUGAUCUCGUCUACGUGUCAUUGUAAAUAUUUGUGUGUCCAUGUUCUGUUUUGGCUACUGGAUGGCCAAGUCAUGUAAGAAGAUUUAACUCAAGUAUUUAUUCUUUAAUUGUGUUACUCAGAUUUCUUCAGGCUUGUGAAUUGCACCCCGAUGUUGAGUUUAACCACCUAAUCCCACACAUCCAUCCCUCCCCUGUGAAGCACAUUCCAUUGCUAAAAGAAAAAGAAAUAUGAAAUUGCUUCCUGUCGUCUGUAUAACUGUUUUGAUAGUUUGAGAUGUUUGUCUAUAAAGGAUAUUUCUCCACUCAAAGAUCGUGUAAAUAACUAUAUUCCUUUGCGCAGUGGCGUGUUUAUUUCUAGUGAGGCUGCCAGUUCUCAGAGAGAAUCUAUCAAAUCACUUUUAAAUAACACAAAGAGAGAUUACAACUAUGGAAAAAUAAGUGUGCAUAAUGGACAAAGACUGGGAACACUGAUUGUUGAAAUCAGUUGUGUUACAGUGGUGGGAUUAUGCAAAAAAAAUUUCCUUUAAAAAUUUUCUUUGAUACUGUUAUAAUAUUGCUUUAUAAUAAAUAAACAUUGGAAAGGGGACUGUAGAAACAUAGAAAAGACGCCAGAAGCAGAUGUCUUCUGACCAGAGCCCAGAGCAUGCAGGGCACAGAUAUUUGCUAGUUACAAUUAUUCCAUAGGCUUUAUAUUUGCCUGGGUGCUGAGGUUGGCACACGCUCGGGUAUGGCACAUGCUUUCUUAGCAGACUAUUAUCUCUAAGUGGAAGCUAGGGAGAUGUCACUAUUAGAUCUCCAGACACAUCCUUCUGCUUUAAAAUUGGCUGCCCUCUGCUUUGACAUGGUGCAGAGGUUUAUGUUUUGGUCACUUUAGAUUGGAUGGGGUGAUGUUCAGGUAUCACCUUUCUGGCUCAUUUUAGCAAAUUUUCAGGUUGAGUUUUAGAAGAACAGAAGGAGGACUCCCCCCAACUUCCACUGUGUCCUUGUUCCACCAGAUGUUAUAUCAUUCAGAUACAAUUCUCCUUUUAGUGAUGAGUAGACAAGUCCCUUUUAUUUCAGUAGAAGUUAGGACUUGCGAUUAAAAGCCGACUAUGAAAACAUAAAGACAAAUAUUUAGAACUGCCUUUGCCUAUUGGUCUUUAGCUCCUAUUCGCUUUGGCUGGAGAUGGCCUCCAUGUGCAUUCUGUGCUGCCUGAUGAUAGGUUGAUUGCAGUAACUACUGUCAUUUUUAAAGGGCAAAGGGGGAGUACCAAGAGAGAAAAAUUUUCCUCUAACCACCAAAGAAAUUUUAGAUGAUGAGUUUUAUAAUGCAGUGGGCUCAGAUGUGACUCAGUUUCCCCAAGAGCAGACCUUAUACUGAGAGAACCCACUUUUCAUUGCCAUUCUCAAUGUGAAAAUAAUACUUAAUGAGAGUUUUAUCCCUGCCAUCCCCGGUCAAAUCUCAUGGUCCUUCUCUGCGCUACUCGCAGUUAAUAUUCAGUUAAACACAGGCAUGGCCAGUGACACAAGCUUCUCCCAGCCUCUGAGCAAGAGGACCACAACUCAGCAUUUGUAAAUUGAUGGUCUAAUAGGCCGGGGAUUUCGAGUGAACUUAACACACAAUUCUGAACAUAUUUGCAUGUGGCUUGGGAAGGAAAUAAAUGGUACCUUGGAAACAGUGGAAAUAUUUUUCCCUAAGAAAGAAUUUUUCAUAAGAGAUUUGCUUCUGAUAUCAUCUUUCUGUUGGUUAGCUUUAAUUUUGUCACUCCUUUCCUGAUCCCACACUCCUGUAGUGGCCAAAUGAAUAUCACCCAACUCCUCAUGCAUUGAGAAUGUCUGUUUAUUAUUAAACAAUCUCUAACUGAAUCUGCAAAUGCGGGAACGGAGCUGUCACCUCCACGUGCACACGUCUAUGUGCAAGAAUACUACCGUACAAAUAGCAUUUACUGCCACGUAAUACAGUCAUACUUGUAGGAUAAACUGAUAGAAACAGGUUGAGGCUGUCAGAGUCUCCUUUGGAAGCUGCUGUCAGGUGAAUGCUGCCCCAUAAUACCUACCAGCAGUUGAGGGAAGUAUUGUGUUCACCUGAUUUAGUACCUAAGAGGAAGUCAGCAGGAGUUAUAAAGAAGCAAGCAGACGUGGUGGAAGGAGGACCAGCCUAGGAGUAAGGAGACCUGGAUUCUAACAUAGGCUCUGUUUCUCACUUCGUUUGUGGCCUUGGGCAAGCCACUUAACCUUCUCAUGGCUGUUCCUUCAUCUGUAAAAUAAGGCUAUUGGACCAGAUGACCUCCAAGGUCUUUCCAAAAGUUCUAUCAUUCUGUGGUACUAUAGGUUGCCUUGCAAAUUCAACCUGCUAAAGUGAUUGAUGGCAAAUAUUGCAUGCUUAAGCCUGGGUUUCUUAUGUUGCCGUUAAACUGUAGAAAUAUGUAAGAUGAUGGGGGAAGAAAAAAACCUUAAGUAAAUGAAAAUAACACUAGGGAAUGUUGAUAAAACUUAUGGCAGCCUUCCCAAUCCUCGCGUUUUGUUUCAUUGUUGUUUUAAUGUCCUUUUUCUGUGAUGUGUUCCCAGUUUUUAUUUUCCAUAUGCUCUGUAUGUGAAGUCUGGUUUUCAUUAAGCUGUGGCCAAUAUUUGCUACUAGAACAGAAAUACACUGUCACACUUGCUAGAACAGAACGAUGUUUGGGCCUUUCCUUUCCUACAAAGUGAUGUUGGGUUUAUAGACUUUACUUUGUAAAUGGCACAAGAUGGCAGAACCCAUGCAUUUCAAUGGCUAGGACUAGUAAGAGCAGACAUAAGCCCUUGUAGGUUGCAGACAAAGAAGUGAAAAAGUAAGUAUGUGCUAUUAGCAUCAAGGAAUGUUGACACAUCCACUUGUUGGGAACCAAAGAUAGCAUUUCUGAUGACAACUCCCACAGUGAGCGGCCAGUUUAUGAGUAGACUGCUGGAAAGAGGGUGUAAACUGGAAGUCACUUAGUCCCGAUGCCCUGCCUUUUAACAGAGUGCCAACUAGCCCUGAGUGUGAAAUUCAAGUUGAGUAUGUGUGCUUGUGUGUGGUGUGCUUUAUGGACCCGCAUAUAUUAUAUUCAUUAGUGAUAAGACCUUUCACAGAAUCCUAUAACCAUUAGUGGGUUGAGUUUUAAGUCUCAGUACAUCAGCCAGGAGGAGUCAGAUCACAAGGUGCUGACAUCUACUGGGAUUGUACUCAUGAUAUCCAGACAAAACAAGUUGAGGAGGAUCUAUAUUUUCAUUUUUUAUCAGAAUUGUAUCUCAUUUGGUUGUGCAUCACUUUUGUUAAAAUGUGUUUCCUGUAAAACCCAUGUGUAGUGAAAUUCUUCUGUAACUUUGGAUUAAAGGUAUUUAUGGUCUUUUUGUUUGUUUGAGUUUUUUCAGUAAGUUAUUUCUUUCGUAGACCUGCUGAUGGUAUGGUUCCAUCCUUCUGACCUCAGCUUCUGAUUUUUUUUAAACUUUUGUUUCCAAUAUUGUUAUUUUAAAUUGUGGUUGAAGCAAUAGAAAAUUGAAUUAUGGAUUGUGCAUGACUGUGUCUUGAGUGUAAAAAUAUUGCAGUUUGAAACUUGGACCUAAAGUAUUGCAAAUAAAAAUGACAAACAUCAA
Molecule: messenger RNA, 11725 nt
Organism: Nyctereutes procyonoides (raccoon dog)
Lineage: Eukaryota; Metazoa; Chordata; Mammalia; Carnivora; Canidae
Gene: PAK3
Product: p21 (RAC1) activated kinase 3
Exons: 17
Coding region: 455-2098 (547 amino acids)
Biological process (GO): regulation of axonogenesis; intracellular signal transduction; regulation of MAPK cascade
Cellular component (GO): cytoplasm
Molecular function (GO): ATP binding; protein serine/threonine kinase activity
Source: RefSeq, a predicted model, not a curated record